Fopius arisanus is the source of this 1775-nucleotide messenger RNA. RefSeq names its product Wnt oncogene analog 10 (gene Wnt10). Gene Ontology annotation, cellular component: extracellular region. The coding region runs from base 28 to 1212 and encodes 394 amino acids. Gene Ontology annotation, biological process: cell fate commitment; multicellular organism development; canonical Wnt signaling pathway. Lineage: Eukaryota; Metazoa; Arthropoda; Insecta; Hymenoptera; Braconidae. The transcript has 4 exons. Gene Ontology annotation, molecular function: cytokine activity; frizzled binding. The record is from RefSeq and is a predicted model, not a curated record.
CCGGCGAGAGGGUGAGGCAAUGACAGGAUGCCUCCGAGUCGUAUGUGUGUCCCGAAAAAAUCGAGAAUCGGUUUUGCUAAUAGAUUCACCACUGCGGUACUCGUUCUGGUACUUUUUGUCGAACGGAGACGUGCAUCAAGUCUGAUGAGCAAUUCAGUGGAUGAUUGGGUGAGUGGUAGUGCAGUUAUUUGCAAUGGUAUACCAGGUCUUACCAAAGAGCAGAGGGAUCUCUGUUACAUCAGCCCCGACGUUACAGUUGCCGCACUCAAGGGCCUACAAAUGGCUAUUGCCGAGUGUCAGCAUCAGUUUACCUGGCACAGAUGGAAUUGUUCAUCCCUCACUGCCAGCAGCAGAACCCAGAAGAGCAGUGUCCUUCUUCAACGAGGUUACAGAGAGACGGCAUUUGCUUAUGCAAUAUCAGCAGCUGGUGUUGCACACUCGAUAGCAAGAGCCUGCAGUAUGGGACGUCUCAUAUCGUGUGGAUGUGAUCCAUCGAGUUACACAGGUAGAACACCCACUAAAGCACGAAGUACUCACUGGAAAUGGGGCGGUUGCUCCCACAAUCUCGAGUACGGAAUGGAAUUCUCCAGGCAAUUUCUCGAUUCCAGGGAGAAGGCUGGCGACAUCCAGUCCACUGUUAAUCUCCACAAUAAUCAAGCUGGACGUUUGGCUCUAGCAAACAACAUGCAGAUCCGUUGCAAGUGUCACGGAAUGUCUGGCUCGUGUGAAUUGAAAACCUGCUGGAAAGUAGCCCCUGAUUUUCGACAGGUGGGUAAAACCCUGAAGGAUCGUUUUCGGGGUGCUAUUCUCGUUGCCCAGAGUAAUCUGGGUAAUGUAACACCUCUGACGAGGAUACGGGGCUCACGUCGACGUCGACCCGAGCGACGACAGAAAAAAUAUCGUCCAGGACGUGACAACAACGCCGGUAGCAAGAAGAAAAAAAGCCAGGGCCUGGCUAAACAACUUUUCUACUAUCAGAAGUCACCAAACUUCUGCGAGAGGGAUCCUUAUCAGGAUAUACCUGGUACAGCUGGUCGCAGGUGCAACAGGACAAGUCCAGGGGGUGAUGGAUGUGCGUCAUUGUGCUGUGGACGUGGUUACAAUGUCGUUAGACAGAGGAGAAUCGAGAGAUGCCGAUGCAAAUUUCACUGGUGCUGCGUUGUACAGUGUCAAAAUUGCACAGUCGAGGAAUGGAUAACUGUAUGCAAGUGAAUUUAUUUAUUUAUCGUGGCAAUGAGAGAAAAAUUCAGUGGUAAAUUAAUUUUUUAUUAUUGUAAAUCAUCACUGCAUUUCAUUGUUCGUGAUUUAUUCCCUUGGACACGUGUAAAAAUGUAUUUUUAUUAGAUUAAUGAAUUUUUAUCCAUCGAUUUUUCUCUCGAUUUUUUUUUAUUACUUUAGCUCAACUGGAGAGAUAUAUUUCGUGGAGAUUUUUGGCUGAUGGACAUCCCAGUGAUUAAUUUAUUGAUGAGGAAAUUAUAUAUUUAUAUAAUAUUUCUUCCAUAUUUACUAGUUGAAUAAUUAUGAAAUUUGCAUAAAUUCGCAUGGCUUUAAUAUUCAGUAUCGAUAAAGAAUUAUCCAAUCAUGGGACACGAACUAGUUAUUGAAUCGUGGUAUUUUAAUUUAUUUUCUAGGUUUACUUGUAAUACUGUAACUUAUUUAAUUGUCACUGUAUUAAUUUAAAAAUCAAACGAAUCAACUCUCAACUGUAACACCUCUACCGCAGUAUUAUUAGAAGAGUUAAUAAAUAAUUCAGAUCACCGAGACGAGAAGGUAAA